AUGCCUGUACUCGCUACGUGCCGCUCCAAGUUCCGUUGGAGAUUCGUGCUCCCGGUGCAUGCGGAGAGCCGGCCGGAUUUGGAUGAACGUCAAAAUCCGGUGGCCGGUCUCGACUACUGUCCAAUCCCAAAGAAUGGCUCUUCAAAUAUGAAGCGAACGAUGUGCCGCCUGUAUUACGCGUAUCACGGAACGAAGCCACCGAGAGGCUUCAAGGAUUUGAACCGCUGCGACAUCACUGAAAACUGGUUGACCCUGGUUGGAAAGCGGCCGACGUGGAAGGCGAAUACUGUGAAAAUUGUUGUGCUGAGGGAUCCGUUGCGGCGGUUCGCUUCCGCUUACGAGUACCUGUGCAAGGAACGAAAGCGCUGCGGGAGAUCCGGGAAGACGAUCCACACCUUUGCACGCAUGGCUUAUAAGUUGUUGGCCAAGGGAUACGAUGCAUCUGAGACGCCACGUCGCGCCCCAGUCAUGCUCCUCGCCAACCUUCGACGCGGCAAGCGCCAAGGCAAACUGAGCAGCAACGACGACCUGACUCAAGAAGUUCUGAGCAACACCAAGACGCUCUCCUUAUUCCUCUACAUGUACUACAACGACUACAAGACGUUUCAAUUAACGCCCAGCACCCAGUUGCAGAAGGCCGUGGAGAAUCGGCUGGGGAAGAAGAUGUCGCCCCCAGUGCCGAAAUGCCUUCUCGAGCCGAUGGACAUCCCGAAACGCGAGCUUUUCGGCCCCGGCCCCUCCAAUAUGGGCUCGAACAUCCAGGAGUCGGCCUCACGCUCCCUCCUCGGUCAUCUGCAUCCCGAAUUUGUUAAGAUCAUGGCCGACGCACGCGAGGGCCUGAAAUACAUCUUCAAAACGGAAAACGCCUACACGUUCGCGAUUUCUGGGACAGGUCAUUCCGGCAUGGAGGCGGCGAUGCUAAAUCUGCUGGAGCGCGGCGAGAAGAUUCUAGCCGUCAAAACGGGCCUCUGGGGGCAGAGAUGCGCCAAUCUGGCUAAACGGCUGGAACUCGAGGUGGAAACGGUCGAGGCGCCUGACGGGAAUGCGGUUGAAUUGUCGGCGAUUAAGGAGGCCAUCGAAAAAUUCAAGCCACAAGUGCUGUUCGUAUGCCAGGGCGAGAGCUCGACUGGAGUUUGCCAGCCGAUUGAGGGUCUCGGCGAGAUUUGCCAUAAAAAUGAUUGCCUCCUCCUCGUCGAUACCGUAGCUUCCUUGGGCGGUACGGAAUUCGAUAUGGAUGGUUGGGGAGUAGAUUGUGUUUAUACGGCCACCCAAAAGGUAUUGAACGCUCCUCCGGGUUUGGCACCGAUAUCAUUCUCGGAUCGGGCAAUGCAAAAAAUCAAAUCCCGAAAGCGCCCGGUCGCCUCAUGGUAUUUUGAUGCGCUCGAGUUGGGCAACUACUGGGGUGCUGACGCGGGCCCGAAACGCUACCAUCACACUGCCCCGAUCUCAACGGUCUACACGUUGCGCACAGCGCUAGCCGAAGUAGUAAAAGAAGGAAUUGACGCCGAGAUCGCGCGACACCGCAAGAAUGCCGAAUUUUUGUACUCGGAGCUCGCCGCCGUCGGGUUGGAGCCGUUCGUCGAGAAGAAGGAAUGGCGUCUCCCCUGUCUAACCACGGUUCGUGUACCCGCCGGCGUCAGCGGAGAUGAGGUGAAGAAGGAGAUGAUGGCCCACGGCAUCGAGAUUGCCGACGGUCUCGGGUCUACGGUAGGAAAAAUCUGGCGCAUCGGCACGUUCGGGAUCAAUUCUGAUGAGCAGAAAAUCCGGCACGUCGUCCAAAAACUGGCCGAGACGAUCAAGGCCAAGAAGGCGCAUCUU
This is a messenger RNA of Mesorhabditis spiculigera, 1818 nucleotides long. The record is from the annotation of a GenBank genome assembly. NCBI's taxonomy places the organism in Eukaryota, Metazoa, Nematoda, Chromadorea, Rhabditida, Rhabditidae.